AUGAUGUUUACAACUACGAGAGUAAUAUUGUUCUAUGGAAACCCAACUACUUCUGAAACUAAGAUACUACCUCAAUCCAAUCUUUCACAUCCUCCCCCUCCUCCUGAACCUUUUUCAUUGGAAAUUGUAGAAUUUGGAUUUGACUCCAGAACAUGUGAUUACAAAGUACUCAGGAUUUUUGAGUAUUUUACUCUUGAUAACCAACGUGAUUACCUGGCGGAGAUCUAUAGUCUGAGGGAUGAUACUUGGAGAAAACUUGAUGUCUCUCUGAAUUCUUGGGUGUUGCCUAGUUAUAAGUUCCAAAAUGGCGACUCUGAUUAUAAUUAUGAUCAUAGAGCUCAUACGGGUGCAAUGGUACAUUUCAUAUGGUGCGCAAAAGAGAGAGACCAUAGUCGAGAUUUAAUUGUUUCUUUCGACUUGAGCAAUGAGGUUAUCAAAACAACUGCUCUACCAGAUGCUUUCAGUUCUCGCUAUUUUUGGCGGACAAUUCUUUGCUUGAAUGAGCAUGUUGCUUUGUCUCUGUCUACUAAUCAUCAUGUGGAGUUUGGGUAUUGCUUGAAUAUGGAGUUGAAGAGUCUUGGACUAAAUGAUUUACUGUAG
Manihot esculenta (cassava) is the source of this 600-nucleotide messenger RNA. RefSeq names its product F-box/kelch-repeat protein At3g06240-like. Bases 1 to 600 code for a protein of 199 amino acids. The record is from RefSeq and is a predicted model, not a curated record. NCBI's taxonomy places the organism in Eukaryota, Viridiplantae, Streptophyta, Magnoliopsida, Malpighiales, Euphorbiaceae. The transcript has a single exon.